Molecule: messenger RNA, 6117 nt
Organism: Drosophila elegans
Lineage: Eukaryota; Metazoa; Arthropoda; Insecta; Diptera; Drosophilidae
Gene: osp
Product: protein outspread
Exons: 11
Coding region: 681-5378 (1565 amino acids)
Biological process (GO): actin filament organization
Cellular component (GO): actin cytoskeleton
Molecular function (GO): actin filament binding
Source: RefSeq, a predicted model, not a curated record
AAAUUCACUGUCUCGCCGUUCGGACGUGCCCGUUGCCGGUUGGAAUUGCUUGCACGUACGGUUCGCUUGAAAAGAGAGCGCUUUCGUUAAGCGCGAGAACAAUAAUAAAUACCGGGUCGACGAAAAUACUACUAAGAUAACAAGAAUAAUACGAGAAAUACGAGAAAAAACAAAACAAAGGACGGCGGUGGAGGUGAAAAGCAGAAAAAGCCCAAAACUUCUGUGUUUUUGUGGCUUUCGCGGCCGUGAGUGUGUGUAUGUGGCGGUGUUUUUUGUGCGUAAUUGUGUGCGUGUGUGCCAAAGCCAAGAAUCAAAGUGCAAAGCGAAAUUGAAUAAUUUCCCCAUCCCUCCCUCGCUCUCUUUCUCACUGAAUGUGUAACCAAAAUACCCGCAAAAUAAGAAAAGAAUCUGAAGCUGAUAAAGGCUCCGAAGUGAGGUAAACAAAGGCUGGCUUUGGAGGCCAAAACAACAGCAAGCCAAUGUCUCGGCUUACGUAACACCGCAUCCUUGCAAAUCGAAACAAAAACAAAUCGAAUCGAUUGAGAAAAAAGAAUAGCUCCGCUGCCAUGCAAUUUCUGGGAGCAGUUUGAAAGUACCUACAUUUCCGCACUCUCUCUCUCUCUUUUUCUGUCCCCUUCAACUCCCCACCCUUUUUUUGUUAAUUGAAAAAAGCAUCGAAAAUGUCAACUGCGACAAUAACAACAACGGUGGCUGCCGCCCCCUCAAAGUCGGCACCACCCACACCAACAACAACAAACGCACGCACCGCCGACUGUCGCAAAUUCACGCCGAACAUUUUCAACAAGAGCAAGUGCAGCCACUGUUUUCGGCAGCGGGAGGAGCACUCGGCCGCCGCCUUGGAAUGCAAUAGGGCAUCGCGAAAGGUCUCCAAAUGCGGAUAUCUAUUUGUGGCGCCGGAUUGGGAUUUUAGCAAUCCAUUGUACAGAACAAAGCGCUGGCAGAGGAGGUGGUUUGUUCUCUACGACGAUGGCGAGCUGACGUAUUCGGUCGAUGAUUAUCCCGAAACCAUACCGCAGGCGUGUGUCGACAUGACCAAAGUGCUGGAGGUGACCGGCGCCGCGGAGGUCACAGGUCACCCCAACUCCAUCGCCAUAACAGCCCCCGAGCGCGUAACCUUUGUGAAGGGCACCAGCUCUGAGGAGUCCCAAUGGUGGCUCAACAUCCUGGCCGCCUUUCCCAAGUCGAAGGGUCGCCACAAACGGAGUGCCACCCUGCCCGGCGGUCAAGUUGUGGGCAGUCUGCGUCAGUCGAACAAUGGCGAUCCAUCGCUCUCCACGAAGUUGGGCAAUCGCCACAGCUCAUAUCACAAGGACACGCUCACGUCCUCCCAGUCGGCCGGCAAUCUGCUGAGCACUUUGGAUCUGGGUCCCAGCUCCACGAAAACCGGUGGUUCCGCUCUGACCAGCACGCAGUCCGGUGGUCUCGCCGACGACGAGGAGGAUGACGGCGUGGAGACUGGCGAGGAUGUCGACGAGGAGGACGAGGAGGAUGAGACGGUGCCCCGGAAGUCGAAGACUGUCAACAUUGGCGGCCAGGACGAGAACAAUCGGAAUGCCGGCAACGAGAUCACAAAUCGGGUUUCCCAGCCCACCACCUGCCUGCUGAUCGAGGACAUCCGUCGCGAUGAGAAGACGAUCAAGGACAUUGCGAACACCAUAACGAAUCUGAGUCAGCAGCAGAACAAACGCUGGUCUACGGCGGUGAACAAUGCCCUGAACAACCAGCACCACUUCAGCCAUCACAGCCAGUAUGGUCAGGUGACUUCGAGGGAUGAAACGGACUUCCAGGUGGUGUCCGCCAAUAGCGGCAACAACAAGUCCCAGAGUACGGCCAACGAACGUCCGAAAUCGCUGCCCCUGGCAUCCAACUCCACGCCGGCGAUCGUGUCGGCCAUAGUCAAGAAGAUACCCACGGUUCUGGAGCAGGGUGAGAAGUCGAAGCCCACGGCCAGGCUGCAGUUGCACUUGAAGUCCCCGAAGCAUUACCAACACGAGCGCGGAGAUCCCGACGGCGGCUGCAAUCUGGACGAGCUGUGCGUCAACUACAUGGCCAAAACGGAUGAGCUGCGAUCGGUGGGCAAGGCGAGCAGUAAGACAACCUCGGGUCAGGGCAAACCGCCGGUUAAGGCGGCGGCAGAGGAGUCGUUGAACGCCAAGAAGGGUUGGCUCAUGAAGCAGGACAACCGGACGGGCGAGUGGUCCAAGCACUGGUUCACCUUGAGUGGAGCGGCACUCUUCUACUACCGAGAUCCGUUGUGCGAGGAGCGAGGUGUCCUCGACGGCGUCCUGGAUGUGAACAGUUUGACCAGCGUUUUGGCAGAGCCGACGGCCAGCAAACAGCACGCUUUCCAGCUAACGACUUGGGACAAACAGCGUUUGCUCUUGGCCAGCUUGUCGCCCAGUUCGCGGAACAGUUGGCUGGCAGUCUUAAGAAGUGCUGCCGGAUUGCCGCAACUGGAUGCGCCGCCAAAACAGACGACGGACAUUGAGCAGGACUUCAUGAAGGCGCAGUUGCAGCAGCCGGCCUCGAGUCCGGUUACACCGGUCACGCCCGCUGGACCGCAUUUCUCGUCGGACGAGGAGUACCGCACGGCAUCGGAGGGCGGCAGAAGGGAUAGCUUGGACUGGGGCUCCCCGCUCUCACCCUCACCGCCCGUCCUGCGAAGUUGUCUGCGCAAUCGCAGCCUGGCCAGUCUGCACAAAAGGAGUCGCAGUUCGCCGCCCAGUUCGCGACGCAGCACGGUGGAUAGUGUGGCCAGCGAUGAGCUGCCGCUGCUAGUGGUGCCCGAGGAACUGCAGCCCGCGGAGAGCAGGGAGCUGAAGCAGCAGUGUGAGACGCUGCGGGCAGAGGCCUCACUGCGGGAGGCUCGGAUGUCGGAGCUACUGGCCACCCUCCAAAGAACCGAACAGCAGCUUACAGCCCGCCUGCAGGAGCAGCAGCAGCAGCUGAACAGCGAACUGAGCCAGGCCAAGCAGAGUGCCUCCGAGCUGAUGCACAAUUUGGGACUGCAGCUGAGCGAGAGCCAGUGCCAGAUCAAGCAGCUGGAGGAUCGUCUGGCCCAGGGAAUCGAGGAGAACGAGGGACUGUACAAGCGUUUGCGGGAAUUGCAGGCCCAGGAUCACGGUGGCGGUGGCGGUGGCGCUGCGCUGAGCAACCUGCAGCGUCACAAAAUCAAGCGCAUGGACUCGCUGAGCGAUUUGACCACCAUCAGCGACAUCGAUCCCUAUUGCCUGCAACGCGAUUCGCUGGCCGAGGAGUACAACGAGCUGCGGUCGCGCUUCGAGAAGGCCGUGAACGAGAUUCGGGCCAUGAAGCGGGAGCUGAAGCAGUCGCAAAACCAAUACGAUGCCUUGGAGCUGGCUCAAGCUGCUCUGCAGCAAAAGCUGGAGCGACGGCAGCACGAGGAUGGAGCCCAGCUGCAACUGAUGGCGGCCCGCAUUCAGGACCUGACCCUCAAGUACAGCAGUUCAGAGCGUCAGGUGAGGGCGCUCAAGCAGAAGCUGGCCAAGUCGGAGAGGCGACGCUCGCUGUCGCUCAAGGGCAAGGAGCAGCUGGAGCUGAAGCUAAGCGAGUUGCAGAGGGACGCGGUGGAGCGGAAGGAGGGCAGCACACCGCCGGAGUCCUCGAGCAGCGAGUCCAGCAGCCAGUCCCCGCUGAAUGCCCAUCUCCUGCAGCGGCUGCACAGCCUGGAGCAUGUGCUCUUGGGCAGCAAGGAGCGUCUGGAGCAGAGUCUCACCCAGUUGCAGCAGAUACGGGCGGGCCAGAGGACCCGUCGCUCCGUCUCGCCCAUGAACGAUCGCAAGGAUGGUCUACGGCAGUUGGAACGGGCUCUGGCCGAGACCUGUGUGAUGGUCAGCGAGCAGAUGGAACUCACCUGCCUGCAGGACGCCUGCCACAAGUGCUGCGAUCUGCGGCAGCGAGUGGAGAAACUGUCCGCCCUGCAGCAGCAAACGGAGACGGAUCUGCAGCGCAGCGAGCAGCUGCUGGAGCAGCGCGAAAGCGAUCUGGCCCAGGCGCUGGAGAAGUGCACCAGCCAGGAGCAGGAGCAGGAACUGCUGCUGCAGCAGCGCCAGGAACUGGGCGAGGAGCUGGGCAGGCAGCAGGAGCGCUGCCGGCGCCUGGAGAAGCGACUGGAGCUCCUCGAACGGGAGCACGGCAAGCAGCUGGAGUGCCUCAGGGAGGUCUACCACACCGAACACGCCAACGCAGCCGACGAGCAGAGCUUCCGAAAGCGCUACCAAACCGAAAUCGAACAGCUGAGGACCCUCUGUGAGAAGGGAUUGAGUGCCAUGGAGACUUCGCAUAGACGGCUCACCUGCGACCUGGAGCAGAAACACAAGAUGGAGAUUGAGCGACUGCUGGCCGAAAAGGAGACUGCGCUGGCCGAGGAAACUCAGGCCACUUUGGCUGCUCUGGAUGCCAUGAGAAAGGCGCACCAGAGUGAAGUUCAGCGAGAGGUAGCUCGAUUUAAGCAGGAGUUCCUGCGACAGGUCCAAAGAGGCGAACAAAUGCGGGGCGAUGGAGCCAAACUUAAGGAGGAGGAUCUCGGGGAGCUUCGUAUGGAAAUUCUGUCCUUUUCCGAGAAGUAUUCCAUCAAGUGUGUGGAAAACGCGGCGCUGGAAGAAAAGCUGCAUAUGGCCAACAGCAAGCUAAGGCAUUUUCAGCAAAUGCAGCAACUGGAGUUGAGAAAUAAGCAAUUUCGUGCCCACUUGGCCUCCGAUGAUCCAUCAAAUGAUGUUCACUUCGUGCAGGGCCUGACCACCGACGCUCGAGAGGGUGCUGAUUGUGAAGACAGCGAGCCCGCACCACAAAUAAUGGCUGCAACAGCAACAAGAACCACUGCCACUGCCACAACCACAGCAACCACAUCAGCGGCCUCGAGCGACACUGAGUCCAAUCCUGAUUCUGAUUCCAACUCCGAUAGAGAAACCGCCGAUUCAACGAGAGCGCCGCCCGAGAAAAUGGAGCAAAGUCUCUUCGUGAUACCCUCCCAUAUGCUAAACUGUUCCCCCGUGUCUGCCGCAAACGCUUCUGAUCAGAGUAGCCCCCUCCUCUUUCAAGAUCUCGAUGGGCCCGAGGAUGGUUACGAGCCAUGCUACAGGCCCUUCGAUAUAUUCGCCAUCUAUCAGAAUCGUUUGAGCUUCCCAGGUCUGAAGGGCAGCUCCACGUUCGGCAAAAGUUUAAGAAAAACCGCUGCACAGACAUCACCAGCAUCAUCAGAACUAACAACAACAACAACAACAAAAACAACAGCACCAACAACCGAUCCAAAUAAGCCCAGUCACAAGCAAAUGUUUAAAACGGCUGCCGUCAUUAACAUUCAGCAACAUGAACUCCAGGAAGAAAAAGCACAAUGAACAAAUCGAAAUGCAAUAACCAAGAGCAAAAGCAAAAGCAAACAACAAACAGAACCAGUGGAACAACCAAAGAAUAAUUAGUGCUAAUAAUAACUAAAUAAUUAUAAUUAUUUAAAAUAUAUGAAUAACCAAGCAACCAAAUGCAAGACAAAAUCGAACGGCACAACAUCAAGAUGUAUUGUACAUAAAACGAAUAACAUUUCUCUAACAGAGCGCAAAACUGGUUAAAGAUCAUAAUGAUGAUGAUGAUGAUGAUGAUGAUGAUGAUGUUGGUGAUGUAGCAGAUGAGUAAAAAUUUGUAUAUGAGGAGCUUCAGAAUUAAAUUGGAGUUAAGCUAACAACGACUGUUCACCCCCCUCCAUCAACAAAAGUGGAAGGGACGUCGAGCAAUGGAAUACUAACCCCAACAAAAGAAUAUAAACAGCAGCAGCCACUGCGUCAUCAACAGCUACAAAAAUAACAACAAUUUGGGCCAAAUUUAUGUAUUUAUCAUCUAUUCUAUCAUUGUAUCUGUAUGUUAUUCUACUGUACGUUUAUCCAAUUCUCUAUGUCCACAAAAUGUGUCAUUUAUUUAUGUUUAUGUAGUUCAUAGGUCGACUUCGAAGCCAGCGACAAGUCAUCAAACUUGUCUGCUUCCCUUUUUUUCGUUUGUAUUAAAUAUAUCGAAAUUCUUUUCAGCUUACAUACAUGUAAAUGCAUUAUACAUAAAAAAAUACAAACAAUAAAUCAUCUAAUUUUA